Molecule: messenger RNA, 1785 nt
Organism: Saccostrea cuccullata (small rock oyster)
Lineage: Eukaryota; Metazoa; Mollusca; Bivalvia; Ostreida; Ostreidae
Exons: 1
Coding region: 1-1785 (594 amino acids)
Molecular function (GO): zinc ion binding
Source: RefSeq, a predicted model, not a curated record
AUGGCCCAAGAGGACAGGAAAGUCAGCUUUGCAAAUGCUGAUGAAUUUUUUACUUUGGAUCAUGCAGAAACUUUCAAUGUAAGCGAAGGAAACCACUCGCCAAUCCCCCAAAGCUGUUGUGAAAUUUGCGAAGAUAGAGUUCCAGCUAUCUGGAUCUGUGUGGACUGUGACCAAACUCUUUGUGAGAAAUGUAAAAACGCACACCUAAAGAGCAGGGCAUCCAUCAACUGUAAUGUUGUGUCAAUAUCCAUGAAAAAGAAGUAUGCGUUCGAAGAAAACAGUUGUCUUUUUCACCCGCGGGAAAUAUGCCAGCAAUUCUGUCGAUCGUGUAACAGAAGAGUCUGCUCCAAAUGUGUAGCUCUUGAGCACAACAAACACAGCUAUGUAGAUCUGGACGAAGUCGUCCGAGAGAAAAAGACCAACCUUCACAAGAGAUUGGAUCGACUGAGGAAGCAGGACCUCCCGGAGAUAAGAAUCCGCACCUCCAUACUGCAGAGGAAUCAGGAAGAAUAUUCAAAGUCGGUCCAAAACCUGGUCCACGAGAUUUACAAACGACACGAAAUAUGGAAAAGAAAGGCAGAAGAAAUCAGAGACAAAGUUUUACGAGAUAUCAAGAAAACAGAGAAAGAUGACAUGGAAACAAUGAAGCGAGCUAGAAAUUCUCUCGAAAAAUCGUCCAAUGAGAUGGAACUGCUUCUGGAAAACUUGGAGAAAGAAAUCGACGUCAAAUCGGACAGGAAAUGUAUCAACUUCUGCGAUAACGCAGAAAAGAAAAUUGAUCGUCUAGUUGUGCCGAAGAAAUUGGAUCCACCUAAACCACCAAAGUUUGUGACGAUGGCAUUUAGCACAAGUUUGAUGACUAGGCAAUUUGGUUUACUGGAACCUCAAAUAAAGGUGAUAAAACCCAAACCAGAAAAACCUAUUAAACUUCCAUCGCCUGAAAUGAAGAAGAGGAUUGUGAAAAAUAGACUGGUGACCGUUGUGUACACCCUGCAGACACCCGGGAACAUAUUCAGUGUGUGUCCUGUUGGUAAGGGCACGGCGUGGAUUGGAGCGGGCCACAGUGACAAGUCUGUCAGGAACGGAUCUCUGUUCCUGGUGGAUGUGGACGGCAAUACCACCAUGACUCUAAAAACUGGUUACAACCCGCUCAGUCUCGCCAUUACAAAAUCAGGAAACAUCCUCUUCUGCAGCGGAUUUCGGUGUCGUCUGGUUGAUUUCAAUAAUUCUGGUAAAAUAACUAUCUUCAAUGAUAAAGCUACAUACACCAAAGGGGUGACCACAACAAAAGAUGACAACCUGCUGGUCUCCUAUGUAAACGACGGGAAGAUCAUACGGAUGUCCACAAGCGGUAAAAUUCUGGAGACCAUAGAAAAUGAUAACAAAGGACAUAAACUAGUGGAAUCGCCACUCUCUGUGAAAGAGAAUAUGAAUGGUGACAUCUGUGUCAUAAAUGGGGUAUCUGGAAAAUACCUAACGGCAAAAGGAAAAGAGCUGGUCUGUCUAACUGAAGGCAAAAUUAAAUUCAAAUACUACGGCAAUACUACUACACAAGCUUCAAUAAAGCCUACCUUCAGUGAUAUUUCAUGUGAUAAGAAAAGUAACAUAUUUAUAUCAGAUUACCAUAACGACUGUGUACACAUGCUGGACAAAGAUGGGAGGUUUCUGAGAUUUGCUGGGACAAGAGAGGAUGGUAUCAUUAGUCCAGAAGGAAUUGCUAUUGACAACAAAGGAAAUCUUAUGAUCUGUUCCCAAAACCAUCUCAUCUACAUUGAGAACUAUUGA